Boleophthalmus pectinirostris (great blue-spotted mudskipper) is the source of this 2507-nucleotide messenger RNA. RefSeq names its product ephrin A4. The record is from RefSeq and is a predicted model, not a curated record. NCBI's taxonomy places the organism in Eukaryota, Metazoa, Chordata, Actinopteri, Gobiiformes, Gobiidae. Gene Ontology annotation, molecular function: ephrin receptor binding. The transcript is spliced from 5 exons. The coding region runs from base 338 to 967 and encodes 209 amino acids. Gene Ontology annotation, cellular component: plasma membrane. Gene Ontology annotation, biological process: axon guidance; ephrin receptor signaling pathway.
CAUUACAGUGAACGAGAACGGACUUUUAAUUCGGGGUUAAUCAUUUACAACGCCUAUAAACACAUUAGAGAAAGGCAAUGCGUAAAAUGGACACUUUGACGCAACUUUUGAAGGAUCCUGACUUAUUAUGAUUUGGAUUUUGCAACGUGAAGAUUUUGAGACGCUCCCUACGUGCACUCUGCAAAACUGCCACUUCAAAUGACUUAAAAGUUUAUACCUAGCUGUUUUAAAGUUCGGGGGACUUUUCCAGACCCUGAUCAAAGUAGUGGUACGUAACCCUCACCUGUGCCAUUGACGCUCUGGCUGCUCCGUGGCUGGCUGCUUCUGAGGCGGGAGCAUGGGCUUUUUUGAGUGGACACCGGGGGUUUGGAGACUGGCCAUUCUCCUCUGCAAUGUAAUUCCCGCUGUACUUGGCAAGAGGCACGCUGUUUACUGGAACUCCACAAAUACAAGAUUGACCUCAGGGGAAUUAACCAUCCAAGUGAACCUGAAUGAUUACCUGGACAUCUACUGCCCUCAUUAUCCCGACCAGGAGACAGGAGGCCCCCAGCAGCAGCAACAGCACCAGCCUGAGACCCUGGCCCUGUACCUGAUCGGGCAGCCAUCUUUCCAGGGCUGCGUGGAGACUAGAGGGGCCAUCAAGAGGUGGGAGUGCAAUACCCCGUACGCCCCCUUUGGACCGGUGCGCUUUUCAGAGAAGAUCCAGCGCUUCACGCCCUUCUCCCUGGGCUUUGAGUUCCUGCCAGGACACCACUACUACUACAGCUCUCUGCCCUCAGAUGAAGGCCCUCCCCUCCCGUGUAUGAAGUUGCGUGUGACCGUUUGCUGUGAGUCCACAGCUUCAGAGGGCUCCAAGCAACAGCAAGACCUGCCUGUACGUCAGAAUCAAGCUCCUUCACUGAGAACAUCUCCAUACCUGCUCCUGUCUCCUGCCCUGCUCUUCCUCCUCCUCCAGUUGAUCACAUGACCAGCCACCUCCUCGUCGACUAAUCAAAUCUUUUAUGCACCAGAAGUGAUAAAGUAGACAAUAACUCUAUCACCGUUAUAAACUCGACCACAGAGGACCUGUUUGAACGCGCGCUGUUUACAUGUGAAACUUCAAAAUCUUCAAAGUGACUCAGGGACCAAUGAUUCAAGUGCUGUUUUUAUUGCAUUGUGGGUAAUCAAGAAUAUGUCAUGUAGUGUACGUGUACGCAAAUCAGCUUCAUCUAUCAAAUCAAAAGUAUUAUUGGUCUUGAAGUAACCAUAUACUCAGGCCCCAUGCUGCCAACUUGGUACUUAAACUUUGUACCAGCGUAAAACUCUGAUAGACCUGUUUUUUUUUUUUUUUUUGCUUCUUCAACUCUUCAUGGUUGAGGAGGAAGGCUGCAGAACAGUUGUGCGUCGCCCCCUACUGGGAGUGCACUGGUCGGACUGGAGCUGGACUGGUUUGGUCCUCUGUCCUGAGAGCUGGAGGACUUUCGGUGUUUUAUGGAGACAGGAAAGUGCUGGUGGCUUUUCAUUGGACCAUAUAUUUUCCCCAGAUUCUCUCGUAAAGGAGACGGCCGAGGAAAUCCAUUGUUUGGGAUGUACAGGGUUGACAUGCUCAGCUUUUUGUAAUUUUUUUUUUUAUACCAUUUUGUAAAUUUCCUUAUUCCAAAAAAAUACAUGAAAAUAUAAUUGAUAAAAUAUAUACAGUAAUAAACAUAUAAUAUAAAUGCUAAUACAAUGACUACUUCAAAACAAUGAGUUAAUAUAUUAUUUGUUAUUAAAUACACACAUUUAUAUUCUGCUACAUUUUUUCUCUUUUAGUCUUAGUAAAUCCAAUCACGAAUUAAGGUGGAAUUAAAUGUUAAAUUUCAGAGGAAUUGCCCAAUUUCUAUUUAAAAGUUUAUAAAGAUGUUUUAAAAGUGAAAUGAACUAUUUUGCUGUUAUUGAUAAAGUGUUUAGAGUUGAGAUUUAGGGAAUUGUGUGUAUCUAGACUACACAUAAUUCUCUAAAUUUACUAUUUAAAUUAUAAAAUACAAAAAAUGAAAUUUGAAAAUGGUAUUCACAACAGAGAUGAUUUUGACUUGAUACAAUUUUAUGUUUUUAAUUUUAAAUGUAAAAAAAAAAAAAACACUUGGCACUUAUUGCUCCUUCUUUUAAGCUAUUUGGGAUCUGUGCUGAAAAUCAAUGUGUAAUGUUUUUAAUGUGUGUUUUUCAUUGAUACGUUUUUCUAUUUCUUUUAUACAGUGAGUAAAAGUGUAUGUUUGUGCGUUUGAUGUUUGUGGGAUAACGGUGACUUGUUUUGUAUUUUGUGUUCUUCACAUUUUUGUGAAGACUGAAGCUUCUUCUGUGAAGAGCUCUCUGCAAUCUGAGCCUCUUGUUCAACAACAAGAACUAAUAAAAAUAGUACACGGUUGCAAUCCAUAUCUGGUUAUUGCUCAUAAAAAUUGGCAAAGUAUUGAAUUUUGUGUGAAUAAUUGAGCGUUUCUUUGCAAACCACAGAAGUUAUUGGAAAAUGGAAAUAUAGAGACAUUUUAGAA